AUUCUGCAGUCCCCUCGAUGGUCACGACGUGCCACGCGCCGCACUAUCGUCGAGUUUGAGGCUUGUGGGGUGGUGCUUGGCUGUUGCCAACAGGCGCAAUUUGCAUUUCUCCACAAACUUUGGCCAUUCGUGCGAGAGUGCAUUGGUGAAAAUUGGAUUUAGUGUCUUAGUGAAAGUGCGCGCGAGUCACUGAGAGAAAUGUACUGUGCAUGAAAUUGUGAUUAUGCUGAGAGGCGUCGAGAUGGUGAACUGCGAGUGCAAGAUGUAGAGUUGCGGAAGUAUGUGCGUUGCCUAAGAUGACUCUGAAAGUGCUAAAGGUGGCAGAAUCAGUGAUUUCCUGGUGACUCUGCAUCUUGAGAUUUUGCCCCCCUCGAAGAUAAUGACUAAAAUUUGAUACGCAAUUGUAAUGCUAACGCUAGAGGUCGUACUGAAAAAAGGAGAAAGUCUAAAAGCACGCACCCACACAUUCACGCACUACUGGCAACUACUUAAGGUUGUAGGUCGGAAAAAGCUUUUGAAUAAAUCACAACCAUCAAAAGAAGAGCGACGAGAGAAGUUUGUGAGUCAUCGUUGGCAGAAUCAUCAAGGAGCGACCGAGGAAGCGAGUGGAGAGGUGGUAGUUUCUCCGUGGAGGAGAGGAAGAGCUAUAUAAUUUGGAUUGUGUGUCUAAAUUUAGCUACAAAUCGAUAUUUGAGUAAAUAAAUAAAGUUUGAUCCUCCUCAUCCGCAGGAGAUAUCAGAAUAGGGAUUAGAUAUGCAAAUAGUUCUCGCACGACAAUGGCCGGUCCGCACUCGCAACGACCCAUCAAUGUGUACGCGACGGAGAUGGCAGAAGUGUCCUCGAGGACGCCCAUGCACCAGCCCCAGCAGGCGGGCGGCGGGGCGGCCGUGGAGGUGGCCGAAACGGUGGGCAUCGGACAGAGGACGGAGGAGGGCGUCGACGGCGCGGAGCAGUCCGUAAAUGCAAUUGCCACGAGGGGCGCCUCGAAGGAGGAGGGCGACGUGGAGGGCUCCACGAAGCGUCGCAGGAACAAGCAUAGACCCCUGCUUCGUCGCCUCUUCAACUAUGUUAGGAACACACUGAUAGGAACAAAGUCCUCAGCCGACGAUCUUGAAUUAGAGGAGCUCGAAUUGCCGCCACGAUAUAGACCUGAGUCCAUAAGUGCCCUAUGCCAAAUAACGCGAUUCAACGAGGCCGAAAUCAAGAGGAUCUACCGGGGCUUUAAGGCGGAAUGUCCCUCCGGAGUGGUUCGAGAGGACACCUUCAAGCUUAUCUACUCCCAAUUCUUCAUGCAAAGUGGCUUGGACAAUCACAAUCCUGUCUUUGCAGCCAACAGUGGACCAUAUGCUCACUACGUGUUCAAUACGCUAGAUCAGGACAAUAGUGGCAUUAUAAAUUUUGAGGAUUUUAUACAAACACUGUCGAUUCUGUCUCGGGGCUCGCUGGAGGAGAAAUUGACGUGGACAUUUGCAUUGUACGACAUCAAUGGCGAUGGGUAUGUGACCAAGGAGGAGAUGACCGACAUCGUAACUGCGAUUUACGAUAUGGUGGAGUUGGCACCAUCGGAAACGCGUGCUAUUGAGGAGCGCAUAAAGACAAAGGUAGACGCUCUUUUCCAGAAAAUGGAUACCAACCGAGAUGGUGUUGUUACAUUAGAUGAAUUUAUCGAUUGUUGUCGCAACGAUGAGGUCAUCUCGAAUUCGAUGACAAUUUUUGACGCUAUCGUAUUAUGACGUUAUCAACUGAAGUGAGCGCGAUAAUUUCGUACUAGGAAUCAUAUAGAGAACUUUUGAAUGUAAAGAAUAUAAACUCAAAAUAUUGCUCUUCUAAUUAAUAAAGAAAAAAAAGAAAAUGAAAAA
Molecule: messenger RNA, 1859 nt
Organism: Phlebotomus argentipes
Lineage: Eukaryota; Metazoa; Arthropoda; Insecta; Diptera; Psychodidae
Product: Kv channel-interacting protein 4-like
Exons: 6
Coding region: 777-1733 (318 amino acids)
Molecular function (GO): calcium ion binding
Source: RefSeq, a predicted model, not a curated record